AUGGCUGACACUGGACGUCAAUCUAUGACCGACAAGGCUGCUUCUUCUGUGAAGCCCGACUCUCAGAAGUCGAUGACCGAGCAGGCUGGUGACAAGAUGAAAGGAAUGUCCGAUUCUGUCGCUUCUACUCUCCAACCGCAGAGCGAGAAAUCCACCACCCAGAAGGCCGGUGACACCAUGAGCGAAAACUCCAACGAAGGGCAGGAGUCUUUGAUGGAGAAGGCUAAGCACGCCACGGGCAUGGGUGAUUCGGAGACGAAGUAG
Molecule: messenger RNA, 264 nt
Organism: Suillus plorans
Lineage: Eukaryota; Fungi; Basidiomycota; Agaricomycetes; Boletales; Suillaceae
Product: heat shock protein 9/12-domain-containing protein
Exons: 4
Coding region: 1-264 (87 amino acids)
Source: RefSeq, a predicted model, not a curated record